GAGUUUGCUGACAGUCUUGACAACCCAGAUCCGGUCCCGCUCGCGUACCUUCUGGAGAAGGGCGGUGCAAAUCCGGAGUUUGGACGGGGAGAAGACCACUCUGGGAUUGCUGAUAUCCUGUGCGACGGUGUGCUAACUGACGCCCAAGGGGGUGCCCAUCAACGACGUGUUGAGUCUCCGACGAGGUCGGCCCAAUCGACGGGCAGGGUUAAUCCAGAGGCCCCAGGCUGGACCAAAAGGCUUCGUUCUUGGAAGUGCGCCACCUGACCGUGUGCCAUGUCCAUCAAGAAUGAGCGCUCUAGAGCUGUCGAUAAGGAAAUAUGCUGAGCAACCUAACAAGAGCGUGGUGCGACCUGAGCUAGGGCUUAGUUUCGAUUCGCUAGGAGAGGCGUAUGAUUUCUACAACUUAUAUUCAUGGGAAAUUGGAUUUGGGAUAAAAUAUGGGAAAAGCAGGCUGAACGCCGAGAGAACAAAAAGCAUGCAGGAGAUAGUAUGCGGUUGCUCGGUGAGUGUCUGUUUGCUUGUAUGUAUAAUAAGAAGCGGCAGUGUACUGGUUGGUGUUCCAACCUGAAGUUGAUGAAUUUGAAUCAGCUUGGGGGGCACUGCUGGACAAGUACAACUUGAGGUCUCAUAGCUAUAUGACACAAAUAUAUGAGACAAGGAAAAAAUGGGCAAAGCCAUAUUUCAGGGGUGUGUUCUGUGCGAAGAUGACAAGUACCCAGUGAAGUGAGAGCGCAAACCACAUGCUGAAAUCUUACAUGCCGCCUGCGAGCCGAAUGCAUGUUUUCGUCCGGCAAUACACGAGACUUCAAUUUGACCGGGAACGCGACGAAAGCUACGAGGAAAAGAGGACCAUGAUUGGAGGCGCCGUCCGGCGGACUAACCUUGCGAUUGAGCGGCACGCCAGCAAAAUAUAUACCAGGAAUAUGUUUGAGGAAUUUGGCCGGCUGCUUUUAGAAGGGACGGCAUACAACGUCACUGAAGUUGAGAGGAUGAAGAAAUACAUCACAACACACAAUAAUGCAGCGAAGAGAGAGAAGUGGAGCAGAGUGGAAUAUGAGGUGACCAUCAACGAUGACAAAUCAAUAUUCACGUGCGAGUGUGGUCAGUUUGAACACACAAGGAUGCUUUGCUGCCAUGCCUUAAGGGUGAUGGAGAUUCUACAUUUGGACGAGAUUCCGAAGCACCAUAUCCUUAAACGGUGGACAAGAGACGCAAGGGAUAUACUCCCAGAUCACCUGGUUCAGUACCAGAAGGACAAAGCACAUAAUUUGUCUUUCACAUGCAGACACGCGAGGCUAUACUUUAAGGCCAUGGAGGUAGUGCGAAUGGGGGACGCAAGCACUGCAUGCUAUGAGCACAUGCAUGCCGGCCUGGAUUCUCUUCUACGUUCUGGAGCACCUCUGGCGGUCACAAGGGACGGUUUGGCUUUCGAGGAUUGUCUCAUUCAAAAUGGAAAUGGCUGUCAGGCUGCGAAUGGCGAGCCUGCUUUGGUUGAUCAUGGAGCUGAACCAUGCCACAGUGUUGCGAAUUCUGUAAAUGUGAAUGCCCUGCAGUGCCUCGAGGCGCCAGACAAGCGUAGAGGUGCUGGCAGGCCGACGAACUGUAGGGAGAAGGCCCCGUACGAAGGGCUGAGUAAGAGAACCAGGUUCUGCAGCAUUUGCUGCCGUGAGGGCCACAAGAGGACCACAUGCCCAGAGAGAGGGGAUGCGCCAAAGAAGCCGCGGAAACCCGGCAGAUGCAAGAACUGCAGCAUAGAAGGGCAUCGGCGGGAUACAUGCAAGAGACCUCUUAGGUUUGCCGAGAGCUGAGUUGUGCAUUUUUGGAUUGCAUCGGUUGAGGGUACCUGUUUCCUUUGAGGCUAAACAUACAGUCUGCACCUGUUGAGCGUUGCUUGCGCAUUGCAUCCAGUUUUCUUUAAUAAUGUGUGCUGAUAAAAAACUUUUUACGACUGA
Messenger RNA from Aegilops tauschii subsp. strangulata, 1955 nucleotides. RefSeq names its product protein FAR1-RELATED SEQUENCE 5. Gene Ontology annotation, molecular function: zinc ion binding. Lineage: Eukaryota; Viridiplantae; Streptophyta; Magnoliopsida; Poales; Poaceae. The record is from RefSeq and is a predicted model, not a curated record.